CCUUCAACCUCCAUAUAUUUCAAAACCCAUAUCCUUCUCCUCCUCCUCCUCUUCCUUUUCAUGAUUUCCCAGAAAAUUAUUUUUAGUUUUCCAUAUUAAUUAUGUCAUGUUCAAGAAAAACCCUUCACCACCAUCCUUUUAAUUUAUGGAAGUUCCUAGUCUCACCCACAAUCAAAGCCGUAGAUGUCUUUUCUCUCACCAUUAAAUCCACUCUGGCUCUUUGCUCCGUCGCUUCCAUCUCUCUCAUCCUGUGCUUUGCUUUCUCAAAUUACUCCCAUUUCCCCCUACCCCAUAUUAACACAGUCACCAACUUUAACCAAAACGGCAGCUUCUCGAUCGAAGGUCACGAACAGACAAAUAUAUCCCACAUUUUGUUUGGCAUCGGAGGCUCGGUGAAGUCAUGGAACAAACGCCGACACUACAGCCAGCUGUGGUGGAAGCCUAACGUCACCCGCGGGUUCGUCUGGCUUGACGAAAAACCCUUCCCCAACAUGACGUGGCCAGAGACGAUCCCGCCGUACAAAGUCUCCGAGGACACAUCACGGUUCAAAUACUCCUGCUGGUACGGUUCCCGGUCCGCGGUUCGCAUUGCCAGAAUCGUAAAGGAAAGCUUCGAGUUGGGGUUGCCAAACGUGAGGUGGUUCGUUAUGGGAGAUGAUGAUACGGUGUUUUUCACUCACAACUUAGUUUCGGUGUUAGCGAAAUACGAUCACAAUCAGAUGUACUAUAUUGGCGGGAACUCGGAGAGCGUGGAACAAGAUGUGACACACUCGUACACUAUGGCCUACGGCGGAGGCGGGUUUGCUGUUAGUUAUCCAUUGGCUGCUGAGCUUGUUAAGAUUUUAGAUGGGUGCAUCGAUCGAUAUGAUAAAUUCUACGGCUCAGAUCAAAGGAUUCAGGCUUGUUUGAGUGAGAUCGGAGUGCCCGUAACAAAAGAACUCGGGUUCCACCAGCUUGAUAUACGCGGAAGCCCAUACGGUUUGCUAGCGGCACACCCGGUGGCCCCACUAGUGUCACUCCACCAUUUGGACUAUCUGGAGUCAAUAUUUCCAAACCUAAAUCGGAUUGAUUCGGUGAAAAAGUUGGUCAGCGGGUAUAAAGUGGAUCCAGGUCGGAUCCUGCAGCAAAGUUUUUGUUAUGACUUGAAUCGUAAUUGGUCUGUUUCAGUGUCUUGGGGUUACACUGUGCGGUUGUAUCCGUUUCUAGUGACUGCUAAGAAGUUAGAAACGGCGGUAGAGACGUUUCGGACGUGGAGGAGUUGGGACGCUGGUCCGUUCACAUUUAAUACCCGACCCAUCAGUUCAGACAAGUGUGAGAGACCAGUUGUUUUUAUGUUGGAUCGGGUUGAGAGUGUUGAUGGGGGUAAAACCUUGACUGGUUACAAGAGGUACAGUAUGGGAAAAGAGGAAAAAGAUCGUCCUAAAUGUAACUACACUAGUGCUUUGGCAGUUCAAUUUUUCAACGUCUCAGCUCCCAAAUUCAACCCUGACUUGUGGAAUAAGGCACCACGUAGACAAUGCUGCGAGAUCAUCAAUGGCACAGAUGGAGCUGACAACGUUGUAAAUGUCCAAAUUAGAGGCUGCAAGCGCUUUGAGAGUGUCUCUCCUCAUUAG
Molecule: messenger RNA, 1613 nt
Organism: Prunus dulcis (almond)
Lineage: Eukaryota; Viridiplantae; Streptophyta; Magnoliopsida; Rosales; Rosaceae
Exons: 2
Coding region: 102-1613 (503 amino acids)
Molecular function (GO): acetylglucosaminyltransferase activity
Source: RefSeq, a predicted model, not a curated record